AUGGUGCGCGUGCCCGGAUCUUCUGAGGCCUCUGGAUUUCACCGUGAGUCCACUGGCGAAGAUGUCAAGAUGAAGCAAGAACCUGGGAUUGAAGUGUCAGCGACAGAGGGAUCGACGCAGACACGCAGAAGCACAAGAUCCUCAGAUCAUCAGAGUUUUGGGAGGGGCUCUGAUGAAAUGAAAAUGAAAGAGGAAGAUCGAGAGAUCAAUCUGGAAGGUAAACCUCAACCCCCUCCUAGGGUCCUUUCGGGGGCCACCACAGAUCGCUCUUUCCAGAGCGAUCUGCUGGAUGAAAAUUCAAUGAUGAAAACCAAAUCGGCGAAAGCCAAACCCUAUGCCUUAGUCGAUAGGUCGCCCGACCUCAAGCCGAGGAGCACAAUCGCGAGAUCGACCACAUCGGAACGAUCCACGACGAGAUCGAUGGGAUCAGACGUCAAAGAUCGCCAGAUCGGCCGAACCGUGCAACCGAAGAUCGGAGUCAAAGAGGAAUACGAUGAAACACCGGAUAAGAUCGCGAUACCGAAGACGGAAUAUAACCCAAUGAAGAUCGCGUCCAGGGAGAAGGAGACGACGGGUGAAGCGCGGGAGCGUGCGAAAUGGCAUUACUAUUAUGGCCAUUUGAAGACGCUGCUCAAGACGGACCCAGUGUUCAAGAUAUUAAGGCCCAAGUUGAUUGAUCCUCUGGAUAAGCCGAUAUCGGUCCCACCUCCUGGGACCAACAGAGUCGACGAGAUCAAUUUGAUUUUGCAGAUGUUGGACGACAUGGGUGUCUGCCCUAACGCCUUUGAUGGAGAUGAACUGCUGAGUUGCAGCUUGGAACGGUUGAAGAACGCGGCGAAUGAGUUUGUGGAGAUCAUGAUAGUGCUGGUGAGCAAAGCGAAUACUCCUGAAGACAAGAUCGGGACACCCUCGGGCUCGCUCCGGAAACACCCCGCGGGAUCGCCCCGCUACGCCUCGGACGACUCCGAGAGCGAGUCAGAUGGAUCCAUCAGCAUUUGUCGGAUGUCUCUGGGACCAUCGGGUGGUACGUUUUUAAAGGACAAGAUCGGCCAAGCCAAUACCGACGCCUUUAAAGGACAAGCCAGGAGCGACAUGCCACGGAGAUCGGCCGGUACCCGUACUGGGCUGGAUGAUCAGGAAGAGGGCGAUCUAAGUCGGUACUUCAAUUCAGCCAUGAAGGAGUACGAGGCGGAUCAACGUACAGCUCAGCGAAUGAAUCGACAGCCAAACCGCCACCCAGAUCGCCGUACUUUUCUCCAACCCUCACACGAAAGCCAUGACAUGCCGGAUGUGGAGAUGGAAUCGGUGGAGUCGGACACUUACCAACAGAUCCAUCAUGGGGCGGAAUACGACCCGGAUGAUUUAUGA
Molecule: messenger RNA, 1368 nt
Organism: Peronospora matthiolae
Lineage: Eukaryota; Oomycota; Peronosporomycetes; Peronosporales; Peronosporaceae
Source: the annotation of a GenBank genome assembly